UUUCGUUGUGCGUCUCACCAUGGCUACAGAUGCGACCAAAGCUUUCGAGAUAAAGUAAGUAGAGCCCGAGCUGGGCACUAGUUCACUGGACGAAUCAGCCGUGAUUUGAGCGAUUCUCGGACGAUCCAUUCACCGCUGGAAGUAUCUGGGCGAGAAAACUGCGACCGGUCCGUCAACGUAGCGGACAGACAGCGCCAACAUGAUGCUAUUCGAGCAACGGAAGAAGAAGGUAUUGGAGAUAGCGGAGCAAGCCAACGAUGCUCUGAAAACGAUCCAAGAAGUCGGCCAGAAACUCAAUGUCACCAGCGAUACCGUCAAAAAGGUCAUCGAGACGAUCAAGAUCGCCGCGAACUCGUUCGGCGACAAAGCCGUCUAUGCAUCCGCUUUCACCGGCACCGUGGGGGCAGUCGGCAUCGCUGCCAACAUGAUCGCAACGUAUCAAGGGGUGGGCGAGCUGCGGGCGAUCGCAGGACACCUUAAAAGUAUGAGCGAGACACAAAGAGCCGAGCUUGCGCUUGCAGGGGGGACGGCCUUCGCCGAAAAUAUCUAUGUGAUGCUGAAAUCGAAGCUCGAAAAGUCGGACCCCGAGCUCGACUGGUAUUUCGUCUAUCAUCCGGACACAGACUGGACGUAUCAUUUCGAGGAGAAGCUGCGGACAAAGGGUCUUUUGGGUCGGAAUUUCAUUGGCAUUGUGCAUGACCUCGAUGCUCUGGUCGCCUUCAUGUCGUCUGUUCGAGAUGUUUACGCCUCGCGACAUCCACGACGGAGAGCACCUUUCUUCCACCUGGUGAUUCCGGCCUACGAGCCAAUUGUUAUACCCACACCGCUGCUUAUUCCGGAGAAACUGCAUCCAUUCCGGAUCGAGGGCGAUAUUCACCGCGGAACAUACCUAGUGUGGAUGAAUCUACCAGGGGUGGACGAGAAAGCCGUUCAGAAUAUCGGGGUAUUCCAACCGCCGCGCUCGAUAUGGGACAACAUCAUGCUCCAAGUCGGUCUUGUCCAAAACCCACCUCCCCGUUUCCUCGGCUCCAGUACCCAAAAGAUCGAACAGCCCCAGACCCCUCAACUCCCUGAGCCAGCACCCGUUGCAGCUAUCACAGCGCCCGAGCCAGAAAAGGGCGAGAUACCGUCGCUGAAAUCCAUCCGUGGAUCUAUUCGCCGUGCACAAACGUACCAGGACAGCGAGGCGGGAUCGACACACAGUUCCCGAUCGCAUUCUCGCCGAAGACGCAGGCGACAUCGCUCGAACAGUGUGAGCUAUAUAUUCACCUGAGAAUUUAUUAUUUUGCUUUUUGGUGUUAUGUUCUUGCAUGGGUGGUCAUAUUUAUAUAAAUCAUUCUCGCACUUGGCGGUGGGAGGAUAUUUGCUGGUGUUUUCUGCAGGGUACUGGGCGUGUCUGAGCCAUAAAUUUUUUGAAUUUUAUUUUACGACUAAUUAUUCGAAUUAUAAACAAGUUAUUCCUGUAGCCUUGUAGUGAGAGGCUAGAUUGGCCUCAAAGUGAC
Aspergillus pseudonomiae is the source of this 1502-nucleotide messenger RNA. RefSeq lists its product as uncharacterized. Bases 200 to 1273 code for a protein of 357 amino acids. The record is from RefSeq and is a predicted model, not a curated record. NCBI's taxonomy places the organism in Eukaryota, Fungi, Ascomycota, Eurotiomycetes, Eurotiales, Aspergillaceae. The transcript has 3 exons.